Messenger RNA from Guillardia theta CCMP2712, 3117 nucleotides. RefSeq lists its product as hypothetical. NCBI's taxonomy places the organism in Eukaryota, Cryptophyceae, Pyrenomonadales, Geminigeraceae. The transcript has a single exon. Gene Ontology annotation, cellular component: Golgi apparatus. The coding region runs from base 1 to 3117 and encodes 1038 amino acids. The record is from RefSeq and is a predicted model, not a curated record. Gene Ontology annotation, molecular function: alpha-1,3-mannosylglycoprotein 2-beta-N-acetylglucosaminyltransferase activity.
AUGGUGAGGGAAAGAAGGCGGUGGAUGGUGGGCAUGGCUGGAGGGAUGGCGAUGGGAGCGACGAUGACCUUCUUUGUCAUGCUCUCACUCUUUCACGAGAGACUAUGGCCUUCUACCCGCCCAAGACGGCUUGCUACCCUGAGCAACGUCAGAGUCAGCCUCGCCACGAUCCCGAGCUGGAUGCUUUUCCGAGCGAGCAGGAGCGCGGUCUUACAGGCAGAGAAGGAGCUGGGCAAGGAGUUCGAUGUUGUCAGCGUGCAGGACUCGAUCAAACCUUUGAGCAUCUCCUGCUCGGGUGAGGACAAGGUUUCGGAAGAGAUCUGCGAACUUUCGAUGGAGCUUUCCCUAGCCCACCUGCACGGUCUCUGGUCGAGCUUGAGCGAGGUUCUUCCCUUUGCGCAGACCAGGAGACCAUCCUUCAACGAGGCUGACUCCUGCAAUGUCACGAGUAUGAGUAGCAGCUCGCACCAUGGCGUCCACCAUGUUAACGUGAAGUGCUCGAAUAUGGGAAGGAGGAGGAGAGUAGGAGCGUUCCUCAGUUUCAUCAACCGGCACACGAAAGAAGAGGAAGAGAUCCCAGUGUUGGUGUCUUGGUUGGACCAUCUGAGCCUUCCUCUCUUCGUCGCUCCCUUCGACCUCUUCCUCGUAGCUCCCUUUGAGCUAUCGUCCUUGGUGGAGAAGCAGGUUAGCCGCUUGCUAAGAAGGAGGGAUGACAAUGCUCACAAGGCUCUCUGUGUGAGAAUCCGCAAGUGGAAGGACGUUGGAGGCGGGCGAGUCUUGUGCUCGACGCCUGGUCUCGAACAGGGAAGUGUUUCAUCCAAUGUUCCGAUCAUAUGGAUCUCCAAGGUGGCUGGGGACGAAAGUUCGCAAACCAGCACCGGGAAAGUCGACCAGGUUAUUCGGACGCUGAAAGCUGUGGAGGGGUCGAUUGGGCAUGUCCACAAUUACGAGUAUUUCAUGUUUGUGGAGCAGAGUUUCUUCGUCUGUGGGAGAGUUUUCUCUCAUUUCCUGCAGAACAUUCUUUCUCUCAGACGCUCUUUCACGCUGAUUGCAUGCGGGCGGGAGCUGUCCUGCUUCCUCGGGGAGUGGAGAGACCUCAAGUUCUGGUCGAGGGCAGUCUCUGCUCCUGCAAGAGAGAGGACGUCCAAGAGCUACUCGCUCCUGCAGGUGGUGGGGAAGGAGAAGAUAGAGUUCCGAAGGCACUUCGGAGACGCCCCUUCAUUCCGCUCCCUCGAGGACAUGCUGUUUUCCGCAGACGAUGAGAAGGGAAGGCAGAGAUGCGAGAGGACUGUGCGAUUUUCUGACGAGGAGCUGCACAAGCCGGAGGCUGAGGAGACGCAUGAGGAGGAGACGCACUGUGUCGGCCACAUAGACAUGCUGGCUCCCUGUCAGGAUCCUCACAAGACCGUCUCCUUCCUCGCUCAUCCCCGGUGGUCUCAUCAGAUGAGGUCGAAGAGAAGGCUGUUGAGUGUUCAGAUCCUUGCGAACGACCGGCCGAAGCAGCUUCUUCGCACUGUCAUGCAGCUCCUGACGCAGCUGGAGCCGAGGUGUAUCACUAUCCACCUGGACCAUUCAAAGCAGGACAAGAUUGAACCGCAGCAGAAGCUUACGACGAAGGUGGCUCAUUGGCUGGGAAGCACGUUCGGGACGAAGUGGAGGAGGAACGGACGCAAGUUCCUUCCUGCCGUCACCCAUCGCCUUGGGUUCCAGCGCAACUUCGCCUCCAAGAACUUCACGGCCGACCUGACGCCUACCGACAGACUUGUGCAUGCGACUUGGAACGCACUGGCAUACGCCUUUGACGAUGACCCAGCAGGAGGAGCAUGCAGCCCGAACGCGACUGUGAUCCUCGAAGACGACCUCCUCCCCACCCAUGACGCUAUUGAGUACUUUCUGAUGGGGAAGGAGAUCAUGGACGAGGACGAGGAGGUUCUUGUAGUGUCAGCAUGGAACGACAACGGGUUCAGCUUGCGGGAGGGACUUCGAUGUGCGACGCUGAGGGGAGAAUACUUCAUGAGCUUGGGUUGGCUAACAACUAGGAGGGUGUUCGACAGGAUUACCAGCCUCCCUCACUUGUGGCCCUCGGUAUCUGUGGAGCAUGAUGGAGAGCAGGUGGUCGGCUCGGCCAUUGACGGAGGGUGGGAGCUGCCCUUCCUCAAGCUGUUCAAGGAGACGGGAGUCGGCAUAUUCCCCGCAGUUAGCCGGGUGUGGCAUCAGAGCUCGAGGAAGGGCUGGUCGGUCAACUCGCUCAUCCAGAAGCAGGUCCUCAACGCUCACACCCGCCUCUCCUCAAACGCCUCCUGCACCUCCGACUGGACGCGAGAGAAGCGGUACGACCAGCUCAUCGCCUCCACAGUCAGCAACGGCCAGUGGGUCAACCUGUCUCUCUACCCCUGCUACAAGUCCCUGCUCGCCCAGGCUGCUCCCUCCUCGUUCGUCCUUGCCACGGACCUUAAAUUCAACUCGCCACCAGUCGUGACGCUCUUCCACAUCUUCGGCCUCGUCAAGGGUUUCGGUAGAGCUCGGGGCUACUACAAGGGCGUCAUCCGCUUCUUCUUCGCGCAGCACAACCUCCUCCUCCUCAACUCCAGGUCGCCCUUCUUCCGACAAGCCCCCGCCAGAUUGAGGAAGCUGAUGCUCAACGAGCGUGAACUCUCCUCUUUCCUCGAUGGCACGUGCGCAUGGCACAGGCAGGCUUCACAUCCCCUGGCCGUCGUCAAUCUCCCUUCCAGCCCUUCUGCUACCACCAUCGUCACCCUCGCCGCGAAGCGGCAAAGCUGCAGCUCAGCUUGUUCGCAGCUGAACCGCACGUGCAAGGACUGGGCGGCUCUCUUGGCCUAUUCUCCCUCCUUCCUAUGGAGCCGAGGGAAGCUGGCACCCUUGAAUCGCUCCUCCAGCCUCCUCCGGGGACGACCGGGCGUGGGGUACGGCUCCUACCUUGCCUUUGGCAGAGAGGAUUUGCCCAUCCUCAGCAAGGGGGAGGUGCUAGACGGUCUGCCUCGGCUGUUCCGGUGCCGUGCCGUCUCCGGUGAGGAGGAAAGAAUCUGCCCCUGCCUUGAGAGGCAGUACGCGGCCAUGGCAGGAGCUUUUGGGGUGUUAGGUACUCUCGAUCGCUGA